Molecule: messenger RNA, 3133 nt
Organism: Fukomys damarensis (Damara mole-rat)
Lineage: Eukaryota; Metazoa; Chordata; Mammalia; Rodentia; Bathyergidae
Gene: Slc5a9
Product: solute carrier family 5 member 9
Exons: 15
Coding region: 25-2160 (711 amino acids)
Biological process (GO): transmembrane transport
Cellular component (GO): plasma membrane
Molecular function (GO): D-glucose:sodium symporter activity
Source: RefSeq, a predicted model, not a curated record
CCUGAUAGGGACCGACAGCAACAGAUGAGCAAGGAGCUGGCGGCAAUGGGGCCUGGAGCUUCAGUGGACGAGAUGAAGACAGGGAAUUCUCUGCGUUCAGCCCUGGGCUCUGAAGUCAGCCUGCACACCUACGACGUCUUGGUGGUGGUCAUCUACUUUGUCUUCGUCAUCGCGGUGGGGAUCUGGUCAUCAAUCCGUGCGAGCCGAGGGACCAUCGGUGGCUAUUUCUUGGCGGGGAGGUCCAUGAGCUGGUGGCCAUUCCCACGUCCCAACAUCCCCAGGAGAAUGAGAAGUUGGGAGACUGGGAGUCCCCAGACGUCACAGCUGAUUGGUGCAUCCCUGAUGUCCAGCAAUGUGGGUAGUGGCUUGUUCAUCGGCCUGGCUGGCACAGGGGCUGCUGGGGGCCUUGCUGUGGGCGGCUUCGAGUGGAAUGCAGUCUUCCUGCUUCUGGCCCUUGGCUGGAUCUUUGUCCCUGUGUACAUCGCAGCUGGUGUGGUCACCAUGCCACAGUACCUGAAGAAGCGAUUUGGCGGGCAGAGGAUCCAGGUGUACAUGUCUGUCCUAUCUCUCAUCCUCUACAUCUUCACCAAGAUAUCGACCGACAUCUUCUCUGGAGCCCUCUUCAUCCAGGUGGCUUUGGGCUGGAACCUCUACCUCUCCACAGUGAUCCUGCUGGUGGUGACAGCCGUCUACACCAUCACAGGAGGCCUCAUGGCUGUGAUCUAUACAGAUGCUCUGCAGACGGUGAUCAUGGUAGGGGGAGCCCUGGUCCUCAUGUUUCUAGGCUUUCAGGAGGUGGGCUGGUACCCUGGCCUGCAGCAACUGUACAGGCAGGCGCUCCCUAAUGCCACAGUCCCCAACACCACUUGUCACCUCCCACGGCCAGAUGCCUUCCACAUGCUUCGGGACCCUGUGAGUGGGGACAUCCCUUGGCCAGGGCUCAUUUUCGGACUCACAGUACUGGCCACCUGGUGUUGGUGCACAGACCAGGUCAUCGUGCAGAGGUCGCUGUCUGCCAAGAAUCUGUCCCAUGCCAAGGGAGGCUCAGUGCUGGGGGGCUACCUGAAGAUCCUCCCCAUGUUCUUCAUCGUCAUGCCUGGCAUGAUCAGCAGGGCCCUGUACCCAGACGAGGUGGGCUGCGUGGAUCCUGAGGUCUGCCAAAGAGUCUGCGGGGCCCGAGUGGGAUGUUCCAACAUCGCCUAUCCCAAGCUGGUCAUGGCUCUCAUGCCCAUUGGUCUGCGGGGCCUGAUGAUUGCUGUGAUCAUGGCGGCCCUCAUGAGCUCACUCACCUCCAUCUUCAACAGCAGCAGCACCCUGUUCGCUAUGGACUUGUGGCAGCGCUUCCGCAGGAGAGCCACAGAGCAGGAGCUGAUGGUGGUGGGCAGGGUGUUUGUGGUGCUCCUGGUUGUCAUCAGCAUCCUCUGGAUCCCCAUCAUCCAGAGCUCCAACAGUGGGCAGCUCUUUGACUACAUCCAGUCUGUCACCAGCUACCUGGCCCCGCCCAUCACCGCCCUCUUCCUGCUGGCCAUCUUCUGCAAGAGGAUCACAGAGCCCGGAGCCUUCUGGGGCCUCAUGUUUGGCCUGGGAGUGGGCCUUGUGCGCAUGAUCCUGGAGUUCUUGUACUCGGCCCCAGCCUGUGGAGAGGUGGACCGGAGGCCAGCCGUGCUGAAGGACUUCCACUACCUGUACUUUGCCCUCCUUCUCUGUGGGCUCACCGCCAUCAUCAUUGUCACCAUCAGCCUCUUUACUACACCCAUCCCUGAGGAAAAGCUUACUCGCCUGACCUGGUGGACACGGAACUGCCCCACCUUUGAGCUGGAGAAGGAGGCCUGGGAGAGCCAGAGUGAGAGGGAGAGUGUUCCAGGGAGGUCAGAGAGGCCGUCAGAGAGCUCCUCAGGAGGACUUACCCUGGGGAAUGGCAGCCACGGUCUGGAGCAGCCUGGAGCCCCAGCCCCAUGCAGGUCCUGGGGAAAGCUGCUCUGGGGAUGGCUCUGUGGGCUCUCGGGAGCCCCAGGACAGGUCCUGAGCCCAGAGGAGAAGGCUGUGCUGGAGCAGAAGCUGAGCAGCAUUGAGGAGGAACCGCUCUGGAGAAGCAUCUGCAACAUCAACGCCAUCCUCUUGCUGGGUAUCAACAUCUUCCUGUGGGGCUAUUUUGCAUGACUCCACAGGCUGGGCUUCAGCUGAGACAAACUAAACACAGCCCAAGCCUGGCCAGGUGCGGAGACAGGCUCUCUCUUCCUACCCUGCUCUAAACUGGAGACCGCAGAGGCUGAGCAUGGACGAGGCCCUAAGGAGCAUCUGAUGCAACACAGUCCGCGAGUGCAGAAUGCAAGGCCCAGAGAGAGUGCUGGGUUUGCCCGAGGCCACAGAGAGGCACUUGCUGUGGCACCCCCAACUCCGGCUCCCAUUCCAUUACACUGCCUUUCUCCGUUCCAGCCAAAGAGAGGCUGUUCUAGCGGGAGAUAAGAAGAGAGGCUUCAGACUAAACUUCAGGAACCAAACUCUAGCUCUGUUAUUUGCUAAAUGCAUGACAUUGGGAAAGGGGCAUCUCAGCCCUAGUUUUCUCACCCACAAAAUGGAGAUGGUAAUUGCAGCUGUUUCUUAGGGUUCUUAUAAGGAUCCAAUGAGUUAAUUCAAAUAAAGUCUUCCAAACAAUGCCUGGCACAUUACUUCAAUAGACACUAGCUACUCUUACUACCAACAGUACAGAGGAGAUGAACACACGGAAGACAUAACACCACAUGGCAAUGUCAUUUUAGAGCUAGCACAACACAUCAUCAGAGCGAAGAGCAGGGAUAAUUAUUUCUCCCAGGAGAAUCAGGAAAGUGAAUAAUUGAGCUGGGGUUUGGAGUAUAGAUGAAUUUCCUAGAAAACUCUCAUACAAGGCAGAGGGGCAGGACGUGUGAAAUUGGUAUAAAGUACAAAAGUACAUAUGGGGUCCCCACAAAAUAAGGAUGUUGCCUACUCACUUGUAGAUAUCAUCCCUAUAUAUUCAGUUUUCCCUUAUAAGUCAUAUUUUAUUGUAGUCUCUUUCCUCUACGGCAGAGCUGUGGGGUUGGCUGACCAGGGACAGGAGGGAAUGGGCACUCAAACACUGGAGCAGAAGUAGUCUGUACCCGGCCCACAUCCCCUA